AUGUCCCAGAAUAUUCCAAUAGAUCGUCUCGGAUUUUAUCGACAAAUCAUUCCCACAGACCCGGCCGCACUUCGUUUCGAUUACGCACAGACUGAGGAGUGUGAAAACACCAAAGCUGAAUCCAACAUGUCUUCUCAGCCCGAGAAUAAGUCUAUGCACCGUGUGUUUUUGCCCGGCGCAUUCUCAUCUGUCCAGGUCAAAGACCCCGCGGAGGGGGUCAAGGUCACGAAAGGCGUCGAGUUCAGGUUCCGCUUCGACCACGUGGUCAGGCAGACCAAGAGAGAAGACUACACCGUCACCGGAAAGCUUGAGCUGAUUGAGCCGCUCCCUGACAACGAACGAGAGCGCAAGGAGAUUCAGAAAGGCCUGGCAGACACUUUCAAGAGACUUCCGGAACAAUGGGGGACCGGUCCUCUUCACGGCCUCAGGGCCGAGAAAGACUUUUAUGGUUGGCCUUGCACGCUGGACCGUCUGGGAAAGUAUCGAUUCUCAGUCACCGCUGAGCUCAAAGGGGUUGUGGAGAGAGAGGCAAAGCAGGAGGCGGCGGCAAGGGGCGAUCAUGAUGCCCGAAUUUCGGCCGUGGCAAUGUACUCGUUUCACGAACAUGAAUUCUACGUUGUCGAGCCGCAAUCAUAG
Microdochium trichocladiopsis is the source of this 636-nucleotide messenger RNA. RefSeq lists its product as uncharacterized. The transcript has a single exon. Bases 1 to 636 code for a protein of 211 amino acids. The record is from RefSeq and is a predicted model, not a curated record. NCBI's taxonomy places the organism in Eukaryota, Fungi, Ascomycota, Sordariomycetes, Xylariales, Microdochiaceae.